This is a messenger RNA of Spodoptera frugiperda (fall armyworm), 700 nucleotides long. RefSeq names its product general odorant-binding protein 69a-like. The coding region runs from base 103 to 567 and encodes 154 amino acids. The transcript is spliced from 5 exons. The record is from RefSeq and is a predicted model, not a curated record. Gene Ontology annotation, molecular function: odorant binding. Lineage: Eukaryota; Metazoa; Arthropoda; Insecta; Lepidoptera; Noctuidae. Gene Ontology annotation, biological process: sensory perception of smell.
AUUACUACUUUGUUAGUAUAUAAAUUCGGAAAUCUCCAAAAAAUAGCCACAAGUCUCUCUGGAUUUCAAUUUGUGAACAGUGCCCGAAAAUCUUUACUCAAAAUGUUCAAGUUAUCGGUAUUCGUGUGUUGUUUGUACUUCUGUGCUUUAACACCUUAUUUAGUUUCUGCCAUGACAGCUGAACAGAAGGCUAUAAUCCAUGAGCACUUCGAGACCAUCGGCAAGGCUUGUAACAAAGACAGCACUGUGAUAACAGCAGACGAUGUCGUCAAUCUACGAGCUAGGAAGAUGCCGAGCGGUCCAAAUGCGCCUUGCUUCUUGGCUUGCAUGAUGAAGCAAAUUGGCAUUAUGGAUGAUAACGGAAUGGUGCAGAAAGAGAAUGUGCUUGAAAUGGCCAAAGCUGUAUUCGACGAUCCCGAAGAACUGAAGGCAAUCGAAGACUACCUGCACUCCUGCUCACAAGUUAACACUGAGUCGGUCAGUGAUGGUGCUGCCGGCUGUGAGCGUGCUAUGCUGGCGUACAAAUGCAUGAUAGAGAAUGCUUCCAAGUUUGGCUUCGAUAUUUAAGCGAGCCUCAUUCAAAUACCGGACGGACUCCACGAACCUAUGAAACGAUUUGAAGAAUUGAGAUUGUACCUCUAAUACUAUGUUAUGCUAAUUUAAGUGAUAUUUGGAUUGGAUUAAAUUUGUUAUAUAAUUA